Molecule: messenger RNA, 1864 nt
Organism: Pelobates fuscus (common spadefoot toad)
Lineage: Eukaryota; Metazoa; Chordata; Amphibia; Anura; Pelobatidae
Gene: PCCB
Product: propionyl-CoA carboxylase subunit beta
Exons: 15
Coding region: 29-1654 (541 amino acids)
Cellular component (GO): mitochondrion
Molecular function (GO): propionyl-CoA carboxylase activity
Source: RefSeq, a predicted model, not a curated record
CUGAUUGGCCAGUGAGUGGGGUGGUGUCAUGGCGGCUCUCCGCGGUGUGUCUCGGCUUCUGGUUGCUGUCAGUAAGGCUCCGGUAAAAUGGGCUCCCCGGGCGGCAUGCCGGGUCUAUUCAGUCAGUCACCUCAGUGUGCCGGAGCGGAUAGAGAAAAAACGGAGAGAAGCGCUGCUGGGCGGAGGAGAACAGCGGAUAGAGGCUCAGCACCGGCGGGGAAAGUUAACUGCUCGUGAGAGGAUAAGUCUGCUGCUGGAUCCUGGAAGCUUUGCAGAAUAUGAUAUGUUUGUGGAGCACAGGUGCGCAGAUUUUGGGAUGCAGGAAGACAAAAACAAGUAUCCUGGAGACAGUGUGGUUACAGGGCAAGGCCGAAUCAAUGGAAGACUAGUCUACAUCUUCAGCCAGGAUUUCACUGUGUUUGGAGGCAGCUUGUCUGGCGCUCACGCACAAAAAAUAUGCAAGAUCAUGGACCAGGCUGUUUUGGUGGGAGCCCCUGUAAUUGGACUUAAUGACUCAGGAGGAGCUCGCAUCCAAGAGGGUGUGGAAUCCUUGGCUGGAUAUGCUGAUAUCUUUUUGAGAAAUGUGGUGAAUUCAGGGGUUGUACCUCAGAUCAGUCUAAUUAUGGGACCGUGUGCUGGUGGUGCUGUUUACUCCCCAGCUCUGACGGAUUUCACAUUUAUGGUGAAGGACACUUCCUAUCUUUUCAUAACUGGUCCAGAUGUGGUGAAAUCGGUUACGAAUGAAGAUGUCACCCAGGAAGAUCUGGGAGGAGCCAAGACUCACACAGCGCUAUCAGGUGUAGCCCACAGAGCAUUUGAGAAUGAUGUUGAUGCACUAUUAAACCUGCGUGAAUUCUUCAACUAUCUUCCACUGAGCAACAAGGACCCAGCUCCAAUCCGGGAGUGCUAUGAUCCACAUGACCGCCUGAUACCGGGAUUAGACACAGUGGUUCCUAUGGAGUCCACUAAAGCAUAUGACAUGUUGGAUAUUGUUCACUCGAUUGUUGAUGAUCGAGAGUUCUUCGAGAUCAUGCCCAAUUAUGCCAAGAAUAUUGUGGUGGGCUUUGCCCGGAUGAAUGGAAGGACAGUUGGUAUAGUAGGAAAUCAACCAAAGGUGGCCUCAGGUUGCUUAGAUAUCAAUUCUUCUGUGAAAGGAGCGCGUUUUGUCAGAUUCUGUGAUGCCUUCAACAUACCGCUUAUCACUUUUGUUGAUGUACCCGGGUUUUUACCAGGUACGGCUCAAGAGUAUGGAGGCAUCAUCCGACAUGGAGCAAAGCUGCUAUUUGCCUUUGCUGAGGCCACUGUCCCAAAGAUCACAGUUAUAACCAGAAAGGCGUACGGAGGAGCCUAUGAUGUCAUGAGCUCUAAGCACCUGAGAGGAGAUGUUAACUAUGCAUGGCCAACAGCAGAAGUGGCAGUCAUGGGUGCCAAGGGUGCUGUUCAGAUCAUAUUUCGUGGAAAACAGAACCAGGCGGAAGCAGAGGCAGAAUAUGUGGAGAAGUUUGCCAAUCCCUUCCCUGCAGCUGUUAGAGGGUUCGUUGAUGACAUCAUUCAGCCAUCCACCACCCGCUUGCGCAUAUGUCGAGACCUUGAAGUACUUGCCAGUAAGAAGCUGGUGAAUCCUUGGAAGAAACAUGCAAAUAUUCCUCUUUGAUUUAGGAGUUGACAAAUUCAAAUACACAUUCCUGUAUGGGACAUUAUGGCUUCAAAAUUCAGGACUGAUUAGUUUGUGUCAAACUACAAUGAAACACUAUCAAAAGAUAUAAGACAUGGCCCCAUACUGGUAUGUUGGUAACAUAUCUGUAUGGUGUAUAAUGUGACCUUUUUGGAAUUCUAAAUAAAUUGGAGAUUGUGAGAAAAAAAA